Molecule: messenger RNA, 591 nt
Organism: Postia placenta MAD-698-R-SB12
Lineage: Eukaryota; Fungi; Basidiomycota; Agaricomycetes; Polyporales; Adustoporiaceae
Exons: 1
Source: RefSeq, a predicted model, not a curated record
GUGCUGCACGUCCUCGAGCGCCCGCCCGUGCUCUUCCCCCGGCUCUCCCUGACGCCCCGCACCACCCUCAACCCAACCGGUCACCCCUUCUCCGCGCCCGCGCUCUCCGCCUUCCGCGACGGCUGGCGCGCCUGGGACCUCAUCACCCUCGGCAUGGUCCCGCCCGCGCUGCUGCACGCCCAGCCCAUCGACCUCCGCCACAAGCCGCUCUUCUACCUCGGCCACCUCCCCACCUUCCUCAACCUCCUCCUCAGCGCCGCCUUGAACGAGCAACCCGUCGGCCCCGCGCGCUUCGCCGCCAUCUUCGAGCGCGGCAUCGACCCGCACGUCGACGACCCCGAGCACUGCCACGCGCACUCGGAGGUGCCCCAGCGCGACGAGGACUGGCCCGCGCUCGGCGAGGUCCUCGCGUACCGCGACCGCGUGCGCGCGCGCCUCGCCGCGCUCUACCGCGAGCUCGAGGCCGGCGAGCGCGUCCUCACUCGCCGCCUCGCGCGUACGCUCGUGAUGGUGCUCGAGCACGACGGGUUCCACAUCGAGGUGCGCAUGCUGUUUCGAAUAACGGCCGCAGCCCGCGCUGACCCUGACUGA